UGUUGAUGGCAUUGCCCAAAUGCAGAUUUUUUUGUGUGAGACUUGGGAGAAUAGUUUCCACAAAGCCAAGCAUGUCCAUGCCAUUCUUCACUCAACACCGUGUUCAGUUUUUACACGUAAAAGUUGGAUACAAAGCUGAAAUAAGUAAGAAGUUCACAUCAAAGGAUAUUGUUACCUUUUCUGAAUUAACAGGGGACACUAACCCAUUACACUUGGAUGAAGAAUAUGCAAAGCAAUCAAGGUUUGGGAGAACAGUUGUACAUGGUGUUUUGAUCAAUGGACUUAUUUCAGCUGUCCUAGGUACGAAAAUGCCUGGGCCUGGGUGUAUCUUCCUUUCUCAGGUAAUUAAUUUUCCAUCUCCUUUAUAUGUUGGAGAAGAGGUCUUGGCUUCAGCAGAAGUGAAGAAAUUGAAGAGGUGUCUUGCUUAUAUUGCAGUGUCAUGUACAGUUGUCCAAAGUGGCAAAAUUGUCAUGGAGGGUAUUGUUAAAGUUGUAGUGCCUGAAGAUCACAAGCCUGUGGCCUGAUUGUAUAGUUCAGGGGUCCUCAAACUUGGCAGCUUUAAAACUUGUGGACUUCAACUCCCAGAAUUCUCCAACCAGCAUAGGUGGCUGGAGAAUUCUGGGAGUUGAAGUCCAUGUCUUAACGCUGCUAAAUUUGAAGACCUCUGGUAUAGUCUGUCCUAUUGGUAGCUGAGAUGUACUUUUAGCUGUAUUCAAGUAGUUACCUAACUCUCUGAGGAAUUUGAAACAGUUUAAUUCCAAUGUUUUGAUGUUGAUCUGAUUUAAAAGAUUGCUUUGCCUUUUUUCAAUGUGACAAGUGAAAUAGAAUGAAAGCUUCAGAAGAAUGCUGUCGUGUCCCACUCCUCCGCUGACGGCCGGGUCGGGGAAGUCCGUAUCAAGCGUGCCUCUGCAGCUCUGCCAAAGUCCUAUCAGAGUUCUCAAGGCAGGCAGGAGACCAGGAAGUGACUUCAGCAAUCCAAGUUAGACUUUGCCUGACUCAGAGAAUGCCAGAAAGCAGAUCCUUUAUAUAGACCAUGGGGUAUAGCUCCAUGACUCAGCACUUAUCCAGGCCUGCCCCUCCCUUCCUUUUGCUGAUGUCGCCUCUCAACUCUCCGGAAGCGAGGAUCUCUCCAGCCUCCAGCUGUUGGUAAUCUGAGCUCAUGACUGGCUUCACAUUCUUCAGGCUCACAUGCUAUAGGGGAGGGGUUUAGUUGCUCCGUUUGCCUGGGCAUGGUGCCAGGACUGGGGGCUGAAGGCACGUCAGGCCCUUUAUCUUGCUCGGCCUGUCCGGGCAUGGUGCCAGGGCUGGGGGCUGGAGGCAUGCCAGGACAUUCUUCCGAACUAUCAGCGUCCGGCAGGAGAUAAGAGGGGCCCGGCUGCGGCAGGGGGAGCGGGCGAGACACAACAAAUGCUGAGGUAAAAAUCAGUAUCUAAAAUGCCUUGAGUUGUUUACUUUGGAUUUAUAUAUCGGACAGAUUUAAGGAUUGUCAUGUUCGGUUUGACUAGUGACCCCAUUAGCUCUGCAUUUUAUCAAUAAAAAAUAACCACCCAGGUGACAGUUUUAUUGCUUAGGGAGUUGGUGCAAUCCAUCCUCUUAUCAUUAACUAGAAGUACAUUGUAGAUCUGACCUCUUCUUCCUCCCACAAAUGUCAUUUAUAUAAAUACGUUUGAUAUAGAAUAAGCUGACAAAUAAGAUGAAGAACUUAAUGUUAUUUCCUCAAAUUCUCUUGCUGAAAAAAAAAAUCAGUACAAGCUUGGUAUUCUCCUUGCGGCAAAGUAACACUUGACUUCUCUGGAAUGUUAAUCUCAACUACCACUCUGUUAUCUUUCUUCUGUUUUAACUUUCCCAAUUAAUAAAAAAAAACUUGUAUUGUU
This is a messenger RNA of Ahaetulla prasina, 1874 nucleotides long. RefSeq names its product hydroxyacyl-thioester dehydratase type 2 (gene HTD2). NCBI's taxonomy places the organism in Eukaryota, Metazoa, Chordata, Lepidosauria, Squamata, Colubridae. The record is from RefSeq and is a predicted model, not a curated record. The coding region runs from base 6 to 524 and encodes 172 amino acids. The transcript has a single exon.